UCUCGCGCUGCCCGUCGAGAAGAUAGAAAGAGAGGGAAUCGCGCGGUCGGCGAGGGAGCGAGAAGGACAGAGAGAGAGGUAGAAAAACUCGACUCCUCGUACGUUUCGUCACAUUUCUCAGCCCGCUCAGCCGGAGACCGCGUCGACCGCGGACCAUCAGCGGACAGCGGUGGCGAAACGACGGCGGGACAGGAGUCAGGACAGGGACAGGGACAGUCGAGAGGACGAUCGGUUCGAUAGCUCGAUAGCGAUUAUAGCGAACAGGCUCGGGGACGGGGACGCCGCGCCGUUGCGCACCGUCGCUGGACGUUACGAAAGUUACGCGAUCUCUGGCAGAGAGGAGAGAACGAAACUGAAUAAGGGUCUAAAGGUUUUGGUAGAAGAGGGAGAGAAAAGACGAAGAGAGGAGAGACAUUGAAGCGGAGAAGCGAAGAUAGUGGGAGAGACAGAGGCAGAGAGAGAAAAGUAAAGAAGAGAGCGAGAUUCGGUGGCGCGCGAUCGAGGGGGGUCGUCGACGGUGCUCUACGCUACGCUGUUCCGCACGGAGAAUCCCGCGGCGAGGGAUGGCCUCGGCGGAUCAACGUCGCGCAGGCAAUCCAACCUAGAAGGAGCGCCGAGAAGCGCCUUCGAGGUUAUGUGCCGUUGAGGAGGACCGAGGGACCGCACGACGUUCGCGCGAGGCCGAAGCUGGAGUGGUGAGAGGGCGAGAACCACAUCGUGUAAGUCUGCGGUGCGAACGGGACGGGACGCGACGGCUUUCCGCUCGUUCGAUCUGAGGAUGUUGUAUCGAUAACGCCGCUCCGGGGAUCGUAUCGAUCCAGCGAGUGUUUCGCGUUCGCGCGACGAGAGGAUGCGUUCCUCGUGUGACGAUCAGCGGCGAGGUUGUCAAGGUUCCGCGUGAUCGUUGGUUGCCCCUAACAUUGUCGCGCGCGUACGAUGAAAGGGAGAGAAAAAGGAAUCGUUAAUGGGAUCCUCGUAAAGAACUGUAAAACUAGUCUGCACGCGUAGGAGCGCGAGAUAAUAUAAAAAGAGUUGUUGAACGAUCUCGCGAUCAUGUAAUCGCGCGUUGUUGACGUAGGAGAGUCAUACCUAGGCACCUAGGCACUUAACGUUUCGACAACGAAUUCGCUAUUUUUGUAAUUGAAGUUUAAUUAAUUAAGUGAUGAACCGAGUGAUGUGCGGAAAUUGUGUCGCACCGACUUGCAAUUCGAUUUGUGCGAACGUGUACGAUUUGUUUUUCGCGCUGAUAGACACGGUUUUUGUCGAGAGAUGUGAGCAAGCUAUACUAGUUGCACCGUAGGUUGAUUUACAUUCAUCGAAUUUUGCCGAAUAUUAUUUAAAGUUUGGAUAAAUGUUUACGACAGAGGUUCAUGCGAAUGGAUGAUGCUCGGUGGCAAUGAACGGCAUGGAGAAACAUGGUCAUGGACAUGGACAUUCACAUGCGCACUCGCAUCGUCAUCGCCAUUCCCAUGGCAGUUCGCAGAGCACGUCGCAGAACUCCAGUCAGCCGUCUUCGAAGCACAGCCACAGCCACGUGACGCAUUCGCAGAAGAGUGACACAGCCGUGCCACCAGCGACCCCGAAGACCCAGAGGAAUUUCAAGCUGUUAGUCGAUCCAUUUUUAGUCAAGGGAGCUGCAAGAUUGUGCAGAUACGAUGGGACUGUUCCGGGUGACCCAACGUAUCCACAAGUUCAGCCUCGAGAUCCCAGGUCGCAAUUGACGAGGAUCUGGACUCGACUCGAACAACUUGAUCUACCUGUACCUAGAUUUAAAAUUGAUUCCAAUUAUUGCGGAGAGCCUCCGCCGCUGGAAGUGACGUUUUGCCAUUUAAACGACAAUAUCGAUAAGACAUUUUUGACAAAUAUGGUUCAGAAAUUCGGAUCUAUAGAAGAGCUUACUAUUUAUUAUCACCCGAUAACCAAUAAACACCUUGGUAUAGCAAGAGUGGUGUUUGAAUCGACCAAGGCAUCCAAGGCGUGUGUGGAAAAGUUGAAUAAUACAUCUGUGAUGGGGAAAGUGUUGAGGGUUUUUUUGGAUCCCUUCGGGGAAGAGUGCAAGAAGAUGUUCGAGGAGUUAACCAUAGAGAAGAAACCUGAGAAGAAGGUGGAAAAAGAGAUACCGAAGCCGGAACCUGAGCCAGAAAAACAUCAAACACCGGUGGAAAAAGUGGCUUUGCCCGAGGAGAGAGAUGACUUUAGAAAUAGUAAAAAACCAGUUCUGAGUAUGGAAAAGAGCAGAGAGCCAUACGUAGAAAAUUCAAGAUACAACAAAUAUAGGGAUUAUCCUACGCCGAGUGGCAGUACGGGUAGUGAUUUGGGUUACGGAACGGCGCCUAGCGAACUGAAUUAUUCUAGUAAUUAUUCUCAAAACUCGACGCCGGCCACAAAUUACAGCGACUUCUACUACGGCAAUUAUCACCAUCAACCUCCGAGUAGCUACUUAGCUAACAUCCCGCAGAACGUGUCCCAGAAUAUACCAAUUCAACAAAACUCAAAUGUAUGGUGGGGCAAUAAUUCUGGAUCAGCAGCAUAUUCAACCUCGACUGCCGUCUGGCCGAUUCAACAACACGCGACAAAUUUGGACGGUGCUGGUUCUAAUGUGACGCCGAUUAAUAAUAAGACUUCCAGUACGAAAACGCAUCACACUCCUAAAAAGGAAAAGGAGAAUCAGACUACGGCAAAGAGCACGCCGCGUGAUUCUCCCGACGAAACUCGCAAGACAUUAGAUUUAGAUACGAGAAUCGCUAUGUUGCUGAAGGACAAAGCCGGCGGAAUGGCACCUCCUUUUUUACAAUUUGGCAGCGACUCGGAAGACGACAGGAAAUCUCAACACGCUGACAAUGAGAUGCUGUCAGAUCCUCCCAGUCCCUUUCUCUCACGCGAGAUAUACAAACAAUGUUUCGACAAGAUGGUAGAGAGAAAUAAGGAACGAAGGAAAGCUCACGAGAAUAGCAUUAGUCAGUUCUCCGUGGAUGAGGAUUUAGGUAGCGUCAUAAGUUCCAGUGAAGACGAGGCGUUGUUAGGAAGUUACAGUCCAGCACCCGAUGAUAACGAACCGGAGCCACCCAAGGAACCACCUCCGCCUCCACCACCUGACGACGACAGAAUGUCUCUGAGUCCUUUAAGUUCGGGAGAUGAGAAAAUCGAGGAAGUAAUAGCGCAGACUGAACCUUCGAAUCAACUAUAUCCGGCAACUGGUUACCCAGGACAUUUGACUCACUAUCCCUCUAAUGAUGUUUAUAAUUGGCCGCGACCGACGCAAUAUCCUUAUCCUUGUGGAACGACUUAUUUACAGAGCCAUUAUCAACCUAAUACGGCAUCUUUGUCGGCAACAAUUGGAAAUCAUCAAGGAACAAAUUAUUAUUCUUCUUUUCAAUCUCGGUUACAUGCUAUGGCAAACUACAACAUCACAAAAGAUCCACAGGGACCUACCAUCAAUGGAGUGUUGAGCAGAGUUGUAAAUGAACUAAAGCAAAUUCUAAAGAAGGAUUUUAAUAAGAAGAUGAUAGAAAAUACAGCUUUCAAAUUGUUCGAAGUUUGGUGGGACGAAAAGAAAUCGGAGAAGACUCAAACUCAGGGUAGCGGCGAUAAUAUUAUUGUCAAUAACACGACGAAAGAGGAUGUGAAGCCGCAAGGAUUGUCAUCAUUGUUGGAGCAAGCAACACCAUUGGGCCUCAAUUAUGACGGUUUUGGUUUGGGUAUCAGAGCUAGUAUGCCAAAGAUGCCUUCAUUCAGGCGCAAGAUCAAAGCUCCAAGCCCAUUACCGCAGGAUGAGGAUAGCCGGCAGUCGGGUCACGCUGAUAUAGAAACAAUUGAAAGUGACAGUGAUUUGGAUGUACCACCUGUACAAAAAACGAAAAAACCGAUUAGUUCUCUUCCAACCGUCUCUUCUUCAUCUACUACAUCUUCGUCGGUCGAAAGUAGUAGCGAGGAGAUUAGUUCCAGUGAAUCUUCCGAUGGUUCGAAUGAAAGUUCUGAUGAAGAAGGCUUUGAGGAUGAGCAAGAUACAGAUAGCCGAAUGUCCGAUCAUAGACCUUUGGCUUGUAAUAGCGAAGAUCCUGAUAUAUUGAUGGAACUCGCGAUCCAAAGGUCCCUGAAUUGUCCCACGCCAACCGGCAGAGAAACGCCGGUGCCGGAUAUCAAAAUUAAAGAUCAAAAUUCGACCGAAUUCCCACAGAUUGAUGACAAUGACAAUCUGGGUAGUUCGUUAUCUUCUCCCAUAAGAUACGAAAGCGUUAAAGAAGAGGAAAGAAUUUCUGAAAAGUUGUCUGUAACGGAAGAAAAACCGUUUGACGUGUGUAGAACCUUGGACAAGGAAGUGAAGGCUAUAUCGAGAACCACAGAGGAUAAGGGAACGCAGAGCGACAUAAAAUCUGUACCGAUGGCAAUCUUCAAGGAGGAGGCGUUGCCGGAUAUGCAAAAAAUGGAGAAUUCGGCCGCGGAAGCUCUGAUGACCCUGGCUGGACGGGACAAUAUUAUACGGCACAGGAGUCCGGGUCCUAUGCAACCUAACAUUAUCAGAACACUGCAGACAAUGUCAGCAAAAUACAUCAAUGACGAACCUAUCCUGAAGGAUAGUGAGAAGAUUGAAAUGUUCAGCGAAAUUCCUACAACCGACUCGGAGGAAGAGAGCUUAGAAAUCAGAAGAUUAAGGUAUCAAGCGGAGACGGAGCUUCGAUUGAAUGGACAACGGACACCAAGUUCGCCUGGUUCACAAGCUUCGCAAGUGUACAUGGAACACUCGUAUUCGUUGCCACCUGUACAACCGGAGCCCAUAGAACCGGUGAUGCGUGUACCGCCAGCCUCGAUGAAAAUAAAACAUCCGAAGAUUGUCAAAUUAACGAAAUCGAAAGACAAUACUCACAAAAUCGAGAAACAGAAGUCCAAGAAAUACACGAAAGUGCACAGCAGUCAUCAGAAUCACGUGGGAGAGAAGGAGAAUAUUCAGAAUGACUAUAUAUACGACAAAUUUCUUAAGCAGGUUCCAGAGCCGACUGUCACGUACAAAGAACGAGAUCUUAUGUCGGAAAUGGCUAUUUUGUACGAAUUUUUAACUAGGGGAAUAGACGCGGAGGACGUAGAAUAUUUGAGAAGAAGUUACGAAGCUUUAUUAGCGGACGAUACUCAAGGUUACUGGUUGAACGAUACGCAUUGGGUCGAUCAUCCGCCGACGGAUGUACCGAGUCCUGCAAAGAAGAGGAAACGGGACGAGCUUCGAUUACACGCGAGUGGAAGUGCUAGAACGGAAGGAUAUUACAAAGUUGACAUCAGGGAGAAAGCUAAACAUAAACAUCAUUAUGCUCAAAGUAUACAGCGCACUAACGACGUGGAGGACAGCGGUGGCUCUUACAUUGGAGGUGAUGGUGUAAUGAAUGGUCCAAAGAAUAAUUCUAAAGCAUUGACUGGCAAAAUGCAAGCAUUGUCACGCGAGGCACGAAGCAAUCAACGUAGGUUGUUAACAGCUUUCGGAAUUGAUACGGACAGUGAUCUCCUUAAGUUUAAUCAAUUAAAGUUCCGUAAAAAACAAUUGAAAUUUGCUAAGUCUGGUAUUCACGAUUGGGGCUUGUUUGCCAUGGAACCAAUCGCGGCCGAUGAAAUGGUUAUCGAGUACGUUGGACAAAUGGUUAGACCGGUUGUGGCCGAUCUGCGAGAAGCCCAAUACGAAGCCACUGGAAUCGGUAGCUCUUACCUUUUCCGCAUCGAUUUAGAUACAAUUAUCGAUGCGACAAAGUGCGGAAAUUUGGCGAGGUUCAUAAAUCACAGUUGCAAUCCGAAUUGUUACGCAAAAGUAAUCACGAUCGAAAGCCAAAAGAAGAUCGUUAUCUACAGUAAACAGCCGAUAGGAGUUAAUGAAGAAAUUACUUAUGAUUAUAAAUUCCCGUUGGAGGACGACAAAAUCCCUUGCCUUUGCGGAGCUCCUCAAUGCCGGGGUACCCUCAACUGAAUUGUUUAUUCUUUUUCCUGUCUUCUACAUUUCAUCACACCCUACUCAUAUUUUUGUAAAUAUUUCCCCAUGUAAACAUUUUAUAAAAAUGCAAUGGAAAAAUGCUAAAUUAUGUUAA
Molecule: messenger RNA, 6062 nt
Organism: Temnothorax curvispinosus
Lineage: Eukaryota; Metazoa; Arthropoda; Insecta; Hymenoptera; Formicidae
Gene: Set1
Product: histone-lysine N-methyltransferase SETD1
Exons: 9
Coding region: 1397-5944 (1515 amino acids)
Cellular component (GO): Set1C/COMPASS complex
Molecular function (GO): RNA binding; protein binding; histone H3K4 methyltransferase activity
Source: RefSeq, a predicted model, not a curated record